Paramecium pentaurelia is the source of this 2367-nucleotide messenger RNA. The record is from the annotation of a GenBank genome assembly. NCBI's taxonomy places the organism in Eukaryota, Ciliophora, Oligohymenophorea, Peniculida, Parameciidae.
AUGGAUAAUGAGAUCAAUAAUUAAGAUUAAUAAUAACAAUAAUUUCUAGAUGAAGAAAGUAUUAAACCAUAAAAUUUAUUCACUAAUCAACUUAUUACUUCUAAUAGAAGAAGUUACACAAAUUUUUCUUAAUCUUAACUCAUUUAAUCAAAUCUCUCUUAAUUAUUAGAAAAAGUGUUUAUGCAUAUUAUAUCUGAGUAAUUAAUAGAAAUGGGUUCUUUUAUAGUUAUAGACAAAUGUGAUCUAGAAUUAUUUUGCUAAAGACUUUCUGUCUAACCGCUUAAAGAUUUUAUUUAUAAUUAGGAUAGCUCUAAACUACAUUAUUAGUAAUUGUAGCAUUAUCAAAAUUAUGAAAAAGAUUUGGAAACAAUUAAAGAACAGAUUGACCCUAGAAAAUUAAGAAUAAUGAUUUUAUAAUGCCAUAAACUUGUUGUAACUUACAAAUCCAUUCAAUAAUUAAUUAACAAAUUUAAAGUAUAGAUUUAUGCUAGUUCAAUUGAUAGUGAAUUAAGUAGGUUGCAGUGUUAUAAUCUUUUAGAAAAAAUUUAACAAGAACUUUCUUAAAUAUAGAAAUAUCAUGAUAUUGUAAAAUCAAGAUUAGCAGAAAAAAAUGAAAUUGCUUAAUUUUUAAAUUAUCCAAUCAAAGAUGUCUAUAAAUAAGAAAUAAAGCGUUAAUUUUGUUUAUUAUUCAUCUAAAAAGAUUAAUAAUACUAAAUAUUAAAAUAGAAAACAGAAGUUUAACCAACUCUAACAAUUAAUAAAAAACUUCCUAAUCAUCGUUAAUCUACUCUAAUUUUAUUAAAGCCUGGAAAACAUGUGUAAUCUAUUUCGAAUGAUAAUAGAAUUAAUGAAGAAAUAUCUAUUAAAAGUAAAAUUACUUAACAUUUUUCCUCCAUUGAUAAAAGAGUGAAUGAUACAAUGUCAUAAAGACAAUUGUCAUUAUUAUAAAAAUAUAAAACUAAAUUUUCUGCAACAUUAUAUGAUUCAUUCACUAUGAAGUUAAUAGAAAAUAUUUAUUUAUCCAUUUAAACUAAUUUUAUAGUUAAUAAUAUCGAUGAAAUACUUGAAAAUUAUAAUGACCACAUUAAUCUAUAGCAAUUAUAAUAAAUUAUAAAAUUACUAAAAACAAAAAUAUGUAUUAAUAUAUUUGAGUAGAUUGUAAAUACUAAAUAAAUUUAACUUAAUGAAGAAAUGUGUAGUAAAGAUCUUAAAGUUAAAUGUAAAUAAGAUCUAAAAAUACUCUCUGAUAUUUUUACUUAAGAUCAACUUAUAAAACUUCAUUAAAAUAUUCAUCAAUUAAAUUAAAUGACAAGUGUAUAUUUAAAUUAAUUAGAUAAUAUAAUUCAUUAAAUAUUAGAUGAAAAUAGAAAUUCAAGUGAUUUUGAUUCGUUAUAAACAUCUAUUAAUGUAUUUAAAGUAACUGAUGAUAUUAUUUCUAAAAUUUAUGGUUAAACUUUAUUAAUGUUGAAAUACAUUCAAAAUAAUAGCAUUAUUUUAUUGUAGUCUUUAUCAAACUUUCUAUCAAAAACUCAUUUUUCAGAAUAACACAUACUCCUUUAUCCAUUUUAAUAAUUGGCAUCAGCAAUCAAUAAGACUAUUAAUUAAGUAUUGCAUUAAGCUUAAAAUGAAAUUGUAAGUAAUCUCUUAUUUGAAACAUAUAUUUCCAUUAUAUCAAAGCAUAUCAUAGAUAGAAGAUAAAUAUACAUUGAAUAAUUGAAUAUUUAAAGCAAAUAGAUCAUGUUGUAAAUUUCAUAAAUAAUUUAAGGAAAAUUAUUAAAAUAAUAGAUUCAAUCAUAUUCGUAAUAAAAUGUUUAAUUAUAUGAUCUUAAUGAAAUUUAAUAAUCUAUUGAAUGGUUAUUUGACUAACAUAUUCUAAAGAAACAAAUUAAUAGAAAAAUUGAUUCUAUUGAAGAAUUUUCUUUUUUUAUAUCAUAAAUAAUUUCUUAGAUAAAAGCUCUCUUUGAAGAAGAAUUCUUUAAUGAAAAUAUUAAAUACAAUAGAAUUUCAACUUAAUUAUAACUUUUUGAAAACUAUGUUAAAUAAGAAAUAAUGAAAAAACCUUCAGAAUAACAACUCAAAAUUUAAUGGUCUAACAAAAUCUUUAGACUUUUCCAUAAAAUCAAUAAUGAAAAUUUACCAACAUCAAGAGCAACGACUAGAAGAAAAUAAACAACUGAACCAAAACCUUUAGAUAAUCAAACCUCCUUAUAAAGUCCAAUACCAUCUUUGUAACAAUAAAAACUCACAUUUUUUAAGUAGAGUAUUUAUGUUAAAGGAAAUCGAACACAUAUAUAGUAAACUGAAAGAUUAACAUAGUCCACAGUAAAGUUUAAAGAUUAUAAAGAAUUGGAAAAAAAAUUAAGUUGA